AUGACGGAGAGCAAGAGUCAUGAUGCUGCGGUAGGUGUUGCUAUAGGUGUUGUUGCCCGUCCUGAUCAGGAAAGUCCUCUGGCUGCUGAGAAGACUGAUGAGCCCACCGUUACAGCAGGCACAGACAAAGCCGCUGUGGACAUUGCAGGUACUACCAUUAGUACUUCUAACAUGAUGACCGAUGGUAGCAUCAACUCGUCAGGCAAGGCGGCCAUCUCUAAAGGUGAUGAGUUGCCAGCUGUUGGGGUUCCCUCUCCUCCUAAGAGUCACCAGGAUACCCCCAACACAAACUCCCGUAAAGAAGAGAUGGAGCAGAUCAAUCGUCCUGCUGCUGAGGAGAUCCAGGACCCGGAUGCCAGUGCUAUAGACCUUGCCAUGGAAGAUAUUGCAGGUGCCUCCAUGUCCAAAACAGCCAUGGCACAUGGAACUAGCACCAACUCGAACAAGACAGCUGCACAACCCGUCAUUUCCAAACGGGAAGGAAUGGAAGGAGUCCGCAUACACAACAGUUCUUCCAAACAUGAUCCGUUGGCUGCAUCGAUGCAACCCGAAGUCCAGCCGUUGCCAUUGCGUCGAUCUGCCCAACAGCAACUGGCGGGCAGUCCGGGAGCCUUUGCCACCAAUACGGGUAUCAAUUUUCAGCAGCAGCAGCCGCAAGCGCUACCCACUACUACUAGUACAGGACCAUCGCCAUGGCCCGACGAAAAUUCGUCUCAAUUCCUUUGUCCGUCCAAUAACAACUACCUGAGUGGCAGUGACGACGGGUUGGUAGAAGCCAUUCCCGUCUUGGAGGAGGAAGAAGAACGGGAUCCCGAAAAUAAUGUCAUGGCGGAAGCGCAAGAAAUCGAUAUUCAAGAGCUGCAAGAACGAAAAGCUGCUCGAGAAGCCGACCGAAAACGAAAGGAACGAAACUGCCGCAAAAUGGGAGUCGGAAUGGUCCUGUUGUGUAUUCUGGUGGUUGCUGCCAUUAUUCUAGAUGGAGAGUACAUUGAAAAGCCUGCCGAUCAACAACUGGAUCCGUGCAAUGAAAUGGGAGAAUUUGUCUACCUCGAUGUCAAUGGGUUGGAGCUGGGUGGCGACACUAUUGAAGUCAUUCCUUCCAUACCACGAGAGAUUGUUCUGUUGACGUCCUUGGUGGCCAUCAACCUCAACGACAAUGACGUUCAUGCGCCACUCCAUGCCAUUCUUCCCAACGAACUAUACUACGAAAUGACCUCCUUGACCGAUCUGUCCUUUCGCGUGAACCAACUCACUGGUACCCUGCCGACCGAAUUGGGAUUGCUGACGAGUCUGGAGCAAAUGAACUUGUUUCGCAACUCGUUGACGGGCAGCGUGCCGAGUGAGUUGGCGCUCCUGACCCACCUGGACAAAAUUGCCCUCUUUGAAAAUUCGCUUUCCGGGUCGCUCCCCACCACGCUGGGGGACACCAUGUGGUUAUGGCAGCGGGCAGGGAAUGGCACCUCCUGGAAGAAUGUUACAGGAUCGAAUGGAGCGCUACAAGCGAGCAAACACCUACACACGUACCCGCUGACCUUGGUGCCGGACUCGGCUUACCGUUUUGUGGUGUCUGACGGCUAUGGCGAUGGAUUCUGGAGGAACGGAUGGAUCACAAUGAUUUUGGGGACCAAUGCAACUGUGAUUUAUGCCUUUGGGGCGGAUGGUGAAUCCUCGUCAUUCUCGGAAGUUGUCGUCGUCAUUGAGGUUGCAAGUGAUGGAUCCCCAGAGUUGUCAGCGACUGUUGCUUGA
Messenger RNA from Seminavis robusta, 1746 nucleotides. The record is from the annotation of a GenBank genome assembly. Lineage: Eukaryota; Bacillariophyta; Bacillariophyceae; Naviculales; Naviculaceae.